GAUUGUAUUCUUUUGAACACUACAUUGCGACAAUUGUAACUGCAUGUUUGAACUUCGUACAUUGAUUAUUGUCAUCUCACUUACAUCUAAUCUCUAAUUACACAAGCAACGUGAUAAAGAUGAUGUUUUCAUCGCGCAAACGAUCCAACGUCGGGGUUGUGGAAAGAUGCAAGGGAGUAGUGCUGGGGUAUUUGGUUUUAGGGAUGGGCGUGGGAGAUGUUUGGGGGAAAAUCACGUUGGAGAGUGUGAGGGGGAUUACGGAGGUUACGAGGGAGGGGAGGGAGAGAGUGGGAUGGGGUGAGGGGGGUGGAGGUGGAGGCGGGAAUGUGGUGGAGAUGAGGAUGGGGGUUGAUGGGGGAAGGAGAGGAGUGGAGGGGUGGGGAGAGGGAAAUGAGAAGGGAGGACAGGUGAUUAUGAGUGCUGGGAAUGGGGAUGCAGAUCGAGACGAGAUUGAGGAUACGGUAGCGGCGGCUCUGCAUAUGCUCUGCGAGGAUCUCUUGAUUGAGUUGGAGAAACCUCUUUUGAUUUCUUCUUCUUCUCCUUCUUCUUCUUCUUCUUCUUCUUCUUCUUCUUCUUCUUCUUCUUCUUCCUCCUCCUCUCUCUCGUCCUCUGCAUUUGCGUCUUUCGAGGAUACAAAGGGAGAAGUCAAUUGUACUCAGGUGAAGACAGAUUUUGAUGACUUACUGAGGGAAACAACAUGGUUUCUGUAUCAGGUUCAGGAACGUCAGAUGGUGUGGAGGUGGGCGAGGGGGAGCGCGGUUCAGAAGGGAGUGGAAUGGUUGCAGGGGCUGUGGGCUAGUAGAAGGAGUAAUUCUCAAGAUAGAAGCUUCAUCGAACAGCAAUUGGAGUUGUAUAAGAAGACGGGAUGUUUUGAGAAGGUAAAUGAUGAGGUUUUGAGGAAGGAUAUUGAGGUUGUGGAGUAUUUGAAUGAUUUGAUUGAGAUGUUUCCUUGAUGGAGGUGAGGAUUGGGGGUAGAGGUGGAGGCAGAGGAAAGGAAAGAGAUGGAUGAUGACGGGAUGAUUGAGUAUGGCGGGAUAGAAGAGUAUGGGGAGUAGAUUUAUUGAAAGGGACUGCAAGGCUGUUUAAUGGGAGAAUGAAUUGGGAAGUGUAUAAGGAGUCAAUGGAGGAGAUGAUUAAUGCUAGCGAAAUUGAGAAUAGCAACGAGCAUGGAGGAUGCAUAAUAUCGGAUUGGCAAUAGCCUGGAAUGUUUCAUUUUUGUACGAGUAGUACAUAUAUCAUUCAGCAAUGGGCAGGAGUACAAUAGAGGAUCGGUAUUGGAACAGAAUGACACCUUCUUACACUUUGUCUCCA
This is a messenger RNA of Botrytis cinerea B05.10, 1311 nucleotides long. RefSeq lists its product as hypothetical. Bases 120 to 953 code for a protein of 277 amino acids. The transcript is spliced from 4 exons. Lineage: Eukaryota; Fungi; Ascomycota; Leotiomycetes; Helotiales; Sclerotiniaceae. The record is from RefSeq and is a predicted model, not a curated record.